AGUUUGAGUAGAGUGGUAAUAUCUAUGUUGAGCGGGAACUACUUACCUUGUUGAGAAUAUAGCACACGCAAGGUUGUAUUAGAAUGAUGAGUGUUUCAUUUGCUUUUGUGUGCUGAAUCUUGGUACGUCCGUUGUGCUGCUAACAAUACAGGGUCGACGCCUCUCGAAAACGACGAUGUUCUUCAGUACUGGAGGUCGGCUCCCGAGCAUGCCGCGGAAAAUUUUGGCGGCAACGUUGCUCGUACUAGUAUCCACUGGUACUAUCGCGUCGGCGUCCGUAUUCGAGCUAACCGAUGCAAAUCUUCUGGAGAAGGAGAGCACCUCAUUGCAGGAAGUUCCGCUGACCUUCAUCAAAUUUUACGCGCCAUGGUGCGGACAUUGCAAGAAGCUUGCGCCGAUAUGGGAUGAGCUCGCUGAGGACGACGAAAUCCCAGCGAGCAGUAUCCGCAUGGCGAAAGUUGACGCGACGGUUGAGAAAAAAGCGGCACAAAGAUUUUUAUGCUGAGCAACAAUGAAUGGUGCUGGAUCCUUCUGGAACUUCUUCCGAUUUCGGAAAUGAUCCCUCUGCACAUUGAUUGUGUGUACUUAAAAAAUACCAAUACUAAUUACGGUUUUCUGUCCAAAUACGAGUUUCAUAUGAUUAAAUGCUCUGCACUUGGACGUGCACGGACAUGCCUGUAAUAUUAAGGAUGAGAACAUCUUACGUGGGAACUCACGAGUUGCCAUUUGACCAGGCAUCGUUCUUGACCUUUUAGACGCACAUCACUUUUCAUGUGUUGGAGUUCGUGGAUUCCCGACGCUGCUGCUGUUCCAUGGGAACGCGAAAUACAGUGUGAAGUACAACGGUCGCCGCGAGAAAGAUGCUAUGAAGAGGUGGCUGAUGCAAAAGGUGACUGACUUACCCUUUUUUAAGGUCGCGGAAGAUUUCGGCGACCCAUCGUCUCCGAAGUCCUCGUCGCUCUACGAGUACUUGACAAGCAAGCCGCUGGCUCUGCUGAAGGUAGGCGCGGAAGCAGGUGCAGAGAAGUCGCUAGCAUCUCGGAAAAAGCCGUCGUGUUUGUCCGGCGUUGGAUUUUCACUGAAUCCACAAGCGAUUGAUGGAUUUCCGGUCGUCUACGCAGAAACAGGUUCGAAGUUGUUGAAGGACCUGGUCAAAAAACUGAAGAAAAACAAGAGCUACGCACAGUCCGAUGCGCUUCUCAGGCAGCUGAAUGACUGGCGGGAAGGGGCAUACCUAUUCCGGAAUGGUGAGGAGAAAUUACGGAGCUUUUUUGACUCUACUUGCGUACUUGAUUUGAUCCUCGUUAGUGCCAGGCAGAUCAUCUUCAUCUUGUAUUCAUUUGUCUACUAACCAGGAAGUGCGAGAAUGGUUGUUAUGUGAAACUACAUUCACCUUCCCAGAUAUUGAAUUUGAGGAUCGCAUUGUGUUUUACGAUAAGGAGGCUGACGUGGCCGCUCAGCAGGCGCAGGACAAGGGUGAAUCGCCAUUGAUCGCCUUUAUCAAUGCCAAUCGCGCUGGCAAACUAAUUACCGCUUCCGCUGAGAACCAGGAGCUCUUUUUACAGAAUACGGAACCGGGACACGCGCUUGCUGUCAUGUACUCUUCUGACGAUGCGCAUAGAAGACUGGCUCAUGAGGCAGCGGUAGCGCAGAGUGAGAUCGAUGUUGAAGAACAGCGCCAAGAUAAUGCUGGUAGCACUCUCAAUAAGGCAGCAAGUAGCGGGGGGAAACGGGAAGUAAAGUGGCUUUCGGGUCGUCCUGGCACGUGGGCCGACGAUUUCGUGUCGCACUUUUUCGGACAGAAGGUUGAUCCUCCUGCCAUGCUCCUUUGGGAGUUUGGCGAGGGAGAAGACACGGACAAGGUCUUCCGGUUGGCCUCCUUUCCUCCGAAAUCACCCAAGGAUCUGCUGAAAUUCAUCAGGGACUGGCGAGCAAACAAGCUUGAGGCUGAAAAAGAAGCGCUGGUCACAUUGACGGUUGAAAAUUUCCGCUCCGUUACCAUGGACGAAACGAAGCAUGUGCUUGUCGAGUUCUACGCACCCUGGUGUGGGCAUUGCAAAAAUCUUGCUCCGACCUAUCGAUCGGUGGCGCAACAGUAAUCAGGCAAAUUAUUUUAUGUUUUCUUGUAAUUUCUUAUUCUUUAUAUAUAUAAAUAUCCUUAUCUUGUUUUUCUUAUUCGUAUCGCUUCUUCUUGCAAGUGGUUUUGAGGAGGAAGUUGGAAAGCCACGACCAGCUAGACUCCUGCUACUUCCAACUACAAUUCAACAGCUUCUCGGACCGGUCCGACGUCGUGAUUGCGAAAUUAGAUGCGACCAACAAGGAUGCGCGUAAAGUGAUUCCGAGCAUCAGUGGGUAUCCAACGAUUUACUUCUACAGCAAGACGAGCAAGAAAAAUCCGAAGAAAAUGGAAGACGGUCGCAAAUUCGAGGACUUCGUUUCUUUCGUAGAAAUGCAAAUGUCCGGUGCAUCCGCUGCAGGAGCUUCGGAAGACGACGAAGAAGAUGAGUUGGAUGAUAUGGAUGCUGACGACGUCGAUGCACCAACAGCAAAAAAGGGAAAAAAGGUAGACGAGGAAGAUGAUGAGGACGAAGAGCAGCGAGUGAUGAGAGCAGCAAUGGGCGGUCAGAAAGGCAAGGGGAAAGGAGGACAAAAAAAAAAGUCGAAUGGCGAGAACAACAAGUCGGGAGUGCUGCAUCCAUGUCCGGUAUAUAUUAUACAUAAAGAGGCGUGUUUGUACUACUAGAGUAUACCAAAUCCGAUUUAGAAAAUGACUACACGGUUCUUUUCUUGAUCAACAAGAUUGUUCGUCGACUCCACACUCACUAGGACUACGGCUAGGUGUUUCAUUCUCUUUUGAUGAAAAUGUUUUGAAGAAACCAAUGUUGCUGCAACAAAAUCCAGCGCGAUGCGGAUAUUCCAAAGUGCAACACUUGGUGCAAGGGCGUGAUGGAAAUACCGCACACGACAGUCCUUGGCGGCGCUAUGUGCAAAGAUGGCCCUCACGGACCUACCUGUACGUGCUACGAUAAGGAAAUGACACGGCCAUUUGCAAGUUGCGUCUCUGCUUGCAGCAACGUUGUAACUACAACGAAGUCCGCAUCAACAUCAACAGGGUCACCUUCGUCUGGCUCAAAGCAGGAGCAGGCAGAAAAGGCUGGGAAAACAGAAGGCAAGGAGAAGACCAAAAAGGAGAAGAUGAAGACCGCGAUGAAAAUUUCAGAUGCGGACGAUGAGGCGGAAGCCGCACGACUAACGCAAGAACAAGCAGAAGCCAUGGUAAAUUUCACACAUCCGGAGAAGCCCGUGAACCCGAAGAGCCGACCAGGAAUCGACACGAUGGGUACUUUUGUUGGGUCGCCAGACGGCUCGCCGCGUCGCUGGUUAUUGUACGACGCAAAAUUCGGUGAGGGAUUCAAUCUCCAACGCGAGGUUUUUCCGCGCGUGGCUCACGCUGUUUCAGUACUAAACCUGCGAAUUGAGGAUCGCUGCGGGGAAGCUGGAAUCGUUGGACAGGACCCGGAUUGCAUAUUGUGGGGUCUAGUGCUUCCACCGUGGUGCAACCUGGCGCACUGGAACAACACGGGCGACCAAGCUCCCAUCCGAGGAUGGGGAGAAUUUUUUGACAUGGACUUGUUGAAGUCCUUACCGAUAGCUGUAGCCGACUUCAACGAACUCGGAAGCAACGAAGUAGACAGAGUGAUCCACUACAGCGUUGCGCAGAAGGAAGGACUCAUUUUACGGAUAGGCAAACUUGAUGUACUGAGCAAUGGUCUUUAUAGAGAGAUAGAAGUCUUUAUUUAUCUGUACCUCCUGAGUAGAACUAGAAAUAGAAAAUAGAUGAAGAUGAACAACGGCAAUGCGUGGAGCUGAUUAUCAUCAAUAGAUACUCGAAGUUUACGAAUAUGUAAGAACAAGGUGGUACAAGAUGCACAUAAACUCAACAAACAUGCAGCGCUAUUUCGCCUUUUCUAAUACCAAGUCCUGGGAAGCCGGGAGAUAAUUUUCUCGGUUGGGCUGACGAUCUUUCGACCUGCGAAAACAGCGGGUCACUUUCAAGGCCAAAAAGGAGCGAUGUUUCCAAGAAAUUAACAUUUGAAACAGUGUAUUCUUAUGAACAAGCAAACAUGAUUAAUCUGGCCUCUGAAAUCAGGGGGAAUUUUGCGAAAGAUUAGGGAGAAAAUUGAAAACAGACACGACACCUGGGAGCGCGUCCCCGAUGAUCGAGAUGUCUCAAACACAAAACAACUCACUUCGCAACUCUGAAAAAUGAACACUGUUACAUAUUCUCCCUAAUUUUUCGCAUAAUUCCACCUGAUUUUCUUGCUUGGGUUUAGUCGUAUUUUCUGUUUGUUUCUAAUAUUCCGGAUACUGCGCUGGUGGCGUCAUCUCGCAAGACGUGCGAUGUGCGCUCUUCCGAACACCUUUCGAAAAUUCGGUCGUGGACCUGUUAGACGACCAAAACAAAGACGUCUCAACUGUUUUGCUCAAAAAUUACGACUAUCUGGCGAUACCCGAUGUUAGCACGAUGGAUGGCCUUGGUCUGCGUGAAGUUGUCGUCUUCAAAAAGGACCUGCGCAGAAUGGGCGAAAAGUUCAUGACAGAACAAUUCGGAGGUAUUUUUACUUACUUCGGUGCUCAUCUAGAAGCUCAAUAUUUUCCGCAGCUACGUUUGCAAAUGGAGGACUUUCUUCAUGACGCAAAUGAUACUUUUGAUGAUGUCAUACCCAUGCCUAAAAAACGAACUUCUUGCGUUGUUCGUUGUUUUAGGCCUGCGUAUUAUUCCUCGUCUUUUGCCAGUGAAGCCAGCCCAAACCCGUUGAAAACUACUUGAGCAUUUUCUUCAGGCACGAAGUUUAUCGCGGCUCACUGCCGUCGCUCUGAUUUUUUGCGAGUGAGAACAAGAACGACUCCUGAGGGAUGGGAGAGUAUCAUCAAGCAGCUUCGCAAACUGCAGAAGGAGACCGGACUGAAGAAGAUUUUCAUUGCCACAGACGCCUCUGAGGACGAGAAGGCUGCUGCCCUGAAGCUCAUGCCAGAACUCGUUUUUGCGCCGCAAUUCGACCCACAGCCAGGAAGACAAAGCAUUGUGGAGAUGUGGGUCGCGGCACGCGCCGAUUUCUUCAUCGGAACGCAGGAAAGCCGAUUCACUGGCGCCAUCCAGUUGGAGAGGAGCUUCUUGGGCAAAACGCAUAAGAAGAGCAACCGCGAAUUUGCGAAGUCUGGCAACGGCAAGCAGCCACUGGCAAACCCAAAGCGAGACUUAGGGUUCAACAUCUGGCGGACCGAGGCGGAGAGGGUAGAAUUGUAGCGAGGACUCGUAUUGAAGUUUCUCAAAUUAAUCGUUGUCAUAGAAGUUAACGAUGCAUUAUAAUUCACAUGUUUGCAGCAACUGCUAGAAGAUGAAGUGGUAGUAUUACGCACGACAUGAUGGCCUUUUCGGAGGUUUCACGAAGAUCAUGUUGAACAUAAACCGCAUAAGUAAUAAAGGCAUGUCCCAACUACGUUCUAUUUCUUAACACACGCAUUCCAUGUAAGAGCAAUAUCAAGAGCUUCGAGAUGAACAACAUCAAUAAAAUUUCGCACGACACGGCGUGAAAGAUAUACCAAUGUGAAAGAAAAGAGAACAAGCGGAAUCGGUCUCAGCUCGUGCUUACCGCAGCGUCUGCGACUCUCUUUCUGCUUCUUUUGUCUUUUCUCCUUUGGACCGUAGAAAUGCGGCGUAGCAGUUUCGAAAAGAGAAUCAUUCUCAUUGAUUAAUCCACACAAAAUAGACUUGCACACAAAAAGGAGAG
Amoebophrya sp. A25 is the source of this 5792-nucleotide messenger RNA. The record is from the annotation of a GenBank genome assembly. NCBI's taxonomy places the organism in Eukaryota, Dinophyceae, Syndiniales, Amoebophryaceae.